Eutrema salsugineum is the source of this 423-nucleotide messenger RNA. Its product is annotated as CLAVATA3/ESR (CLE)-related protein 11. The record is from RefSeq and is a predicted model, not a curated record. The coding region runs from base 127 to 423 and encodes 98 amino acids. The transcript has a single exon. NCBI's taxonomy places the organism in Eukaryota, Viridiplantae, Streptophyta, Magnoliopsida, Brassicales, Brassicaceae.
CCUUUUUAAAAUCUUAAAAUCUCAUAUCUUUUUGCUCUAACCAUUUCUCUUGUCUCUCUCGUUCUCUCUCUGUCUCCAUGAGCUCUCUGGCUUCUUCAUCUUCAUCAAUAUUUUCUCUACAAGGCCAUGAAGAAACACCCUAAGCCGUGUAGCUUUCUCUUCUAUAUCUCUCUACUCUCUGUGUUGUUCGUCUUUCUUCUCAUUUCUUUUGCUUUUACGACUUCUUACAAGCGUAAAUCCGGCAUUGAUCUUAGCCAUAAGAGAAUUCUAGCGAGUAAUUUUGACUUUACACCGUUUCUCAAGAACAAAGAUCGAACUCAACAUCAACGUCGAAGUCAAGGCCUGACAGGAGAAGAAACCGGUUCUUGGUAUAACGAUGACGAACGGAUCGUACCUAGCGGUCCAAACCCUUUGCAUCACUAG